Messenger RNA from Aphanomyces invadans, 1608 nucleotides. RefSeq lists its product as hypothetical. NCBI's taxonomy places the organism in Eukaryota, Oomycota, Saprolegniomycetes, Saprolegniales, Verrucalvaceae. Bases 1 to 1608 code for a protein of 535 amino acids. The record is from RefSeq and is a predicted model, not a curated record. The transcript is spliced from 2 exons.
AUGUCCAUGUCCACAACGCCCCCUCUUUCUAAGCCCUCAACGUAUAAGGGUUCCACCAAGGAAGAGCGGCGCGUUUUAAUGGCCUCAUUCAACUUGUAUAUCAGUCAGACGAAUGCUCUCACAGCCAACGGAGUCCGACCGUUCGUGAUGCCGGUAAGUGCUUGCAUUGAGCCAGGGACCAAGCAACGUGUCGCGGAAUGGGACAUGGACAAAGACCCUGAAGAUGUCACGGAGAGUGAGUGGGUCGCGUGGUUCAAACAAGGCUACGAUGUGGAGCCUCGGGCUCUCGAUUCUCUCAAGAAGCGGAUCAAGGCGGCCGUAGUAUUUGACAUGUCCAUCCAACAUGCCGACUCAAGGGUAGGCCGCAUGUUGGACGGUUUGUCGGCCGCUGUCCGCCGCGACCGGCAAGAAUGGGUCUUCCAUGAAGAGAGUCAAGCGAUUGUGAAGAUCAUCACUGAUGCCAUCAAACCUGCGUCUCUCCACCGUGCCGUGACCGAGCAGAUGGCCCUGACGCGGAACAAGGCCUUGAAGAAGAACGUCUAUCGAUUCGUGCGUUGGUUGCGUGAGUAUGCAAUUGGUCACGAGCGUUUCGUCGGUUACGAGGAAGAUGUGAAGCCCAUGGUGAAGAUAGACCAGCCAAAAGGCAACUCAGGUAAGGCCCAGGCUGCUAGACAGACUUCGACGCACCAGGCGACCAAAGCACCUGACGCGGCUCCUGCUGCCUCUGGUCAAGUAUCGCGUGCGUCAGCAAAGGGCUGUUUGAAGUGCAAGUCGACAAGUCACCACGUCCGUGAAUGUCCAGGAAUUUCUGAGGAAGAAGCGGUUCGGCUCCUGAAAGAGCAUGGGCGGGCGCUCGCGAAGAGUCGCGCCAAUGGCAGCCGAGAAGGAGCGCCUGGUGGACGCAUGGCGACCAUGAAGAAGAGCAGUGCAGUGCCAGGGCGAAGCGCACUCACUGCCACCGUGGAAGGUGUUUUAUCGGUCAAGGCGUCGCUCCUCGACUCGGGCGCUGACAUGUCUGUGGCGUCGGGUGGUUUAGUUUCGGCCUUGCUGGCAGCUGGUGCAUCCCCGCAAAUCGCGACAAUGGGGCCCUUUUCACUCCAUCCCUACGGCGCGGACAGCAAGCCAGUCGUUGUGACGAAACAAGUGCGCCUGGGAAGCCUGGAGUUCAAGACUGCAUGUGGGCCACUGAUGUUGCGUGGUUUGCGAGUUUGGAUUGACGAGUCUGUGUCCAAUGUGGAACUUACUCUGGGUCUGCCUGUCAUGCAAAAGCUGGGGUACAAUGAACAGACUUUGCUCGAAAGCGCGUAUAACCAACAGGCUGUCUGGGACUUCUCGGAGCAGCCAGUUUCAACUCCUGGCGCGGCAAUGUUUCGAGCCCUCCAUUGGACUGGUCGCGACGAAGCGGUGCACACCAUUCUCAUGGCCAAGGUAAACGAGGCAGCGGCCCAAGGUGCGGAAAAGACGGCCAUUGAAGACCUCCGUAGCUUCCUGUUGGAAUACCGUGACGUCUUUCAAUUGGAAUUUGGACGCGAUUCGCCCGUGAAGGUUGAUCCUCAGAAGGUACAUCUCAAGCCAGAGUCGGUACCCGUGAAGUCUGGCCUUCGAUGA